Messenger RNA from Lutzomyia longipalpis, 1819 nucleotides. RefSeq names its product ras-related protein Rap-1b. Gene Ontology annotation, molecular function: GTP binding; GTPase activity. Lineage: Eukaryota; Metazoa; Arthropoda; Insecta; Diptera; Psychodidae. The transcript has 6 exons. The coding region runs from base 252 to 1106 and encodes 284 amino acids. The record is from RefSeq and is a predicted model, not a curated record.
AGUUUUCCCCGGGCCUUUCACAGCACCAUUUGUGUCUGCUAGUACCGUGCAGAGAUUUUGCCUCAAUAGCGCUUUUCCCAUUAUUUUUGAAAGAAACAGAGAAAACACUUUUCCCACUAGUGUUUAGGGGAUAAUUUUUUAAACUUAUUAGAAAGGUGAUUACCGACGUAAAGGAAAAAAAGGCACAAGAGUGUGAGAAAAAGAGCGUGAAAUAGAGGAAAAGGGGCGUGAUUAAUACAGCAAAAGUGAAAAUGAAAGGACGACACCUGAGACGACGAUUCAGUCUUCAGCCGUCUUUCAUGAAAGACGACUGUGAAGACAGCAAACACAGGAGAGACAAAGUCCAUCGACACGAUACGGAAGAUUCGAUUGCCACAUCGAAUGUCCGGCACAAGAUUGUGGUGAUGGGUGCGGCAAAAGUGGGUAAAAGUUCCCUCAUCAACCAAUUCCUUUACAACAAAUACACACCAAAGUACAAGAGGACGGUGGAGGAGAUGCAUCAGGGGAAUUUUUCAGUAGCUGGUGUGGGUCUCACACUGGACAUCCUCGACACAUCCGGUGCCAAUGAGUUUCCUGCCAUGAGAGCACUCUCCAUUCAAUCAGCCGACGCCUUCAUCCUCGUGUACGACGUCACGGAUGCAAAUACCUUCUGUGAACUGAAACUUCUGCGGGACCAAAUUCACGAGACAAAGGGAACGUCUUCCGUUGCGAUGGUCGUUGUGGGUAAUAAAACGGAUCUCCUGAUUGAGGACAGCGAUCGUCGUGAGAUGAAUCGAGAAAAUACGGAAAAUGUAGUCACGAUGGAUUGGGAGAAUGGAUACGUUGAGUGCUCAGCGAAAGACAAUGAGAACGUCACGGAGAUCUUCAAGGAGCUCCUUGUUCAGGCUAAAAUCACCUAUAACCUCAGUCCAGCACUCCGUAGACGGAGACGACAGUCAUUGCCACCGCAACAGAGUGGAGCAUCUUCAUCAGGUGGCCCACCUGGGACACCACAGAGUCUCCCACCGUCAACAUCGCAUGUCCCAUCGCCGCAACAGCUGCAGCAUCUACAGCAAAUCCAGGAGCGCUCGAUAGGUGGCAAGAGGAAUUCGUGCAUCUUGUCUUAAUCCGGCUCAUGCGUUUUUGGAAGCAUGAAAGCGCACACACGAAAUCCCUUUUUAUUCACACCAACAGAAGAUAAUGAAUUUUCCAUGCGGAGAAAGUUUGCGAAAAAGUUCGUUAUGUGCAGGAAAUUAGCAAAAAAAAAACAGCUCUGGGGAGGGGUUGGAAAUAUAUAUAUAUUUGUGCUAGUCACCAUUAAUCGAUUUUCACAUAGCAUUUAACCACCAUAGACUUUCCUUGUGGGGUGUGUCGCUAAAUUAGCAAGGGGUGAAAGUAAACGAAAUUUUUGAAAUGUGAAAAUGCCAUGAAAAUAGCAUAAAAGCCCUUAAAACGAACAAAGUUUUCAUUUAAUUAUUAACAUUCCACAUUUGAUAGAAUAUUAAAUAUUUCAAUACAAAAACUUUCAUGUUGCCAAAAGCCGCAGCAAUAAUUUAUCCAUUAACGUUAAUUUAUUUUAAUAAAUAUUAAAAUGUUUUGCAAUUAAUUUUUAAUCAGACAUUAAUUAACGGACACUGUAAAAUCCAUAACAGUUCAAUGAAAUAUGGAUGAAAGAAAAUGAAAAUUUCCCUUGAAAAAAAGAGCUUUUUGCAAACUUUCUCCGAAUACAUAAAAUUCAUUUCAUUUCAUUUAGAGCAUCCGCAGGCGGAGUGUGUUAGGUUUUUAAAAAAUAUUGCAAAAUACUGCAAAAAAAAAGAAAAUAAAGUCUGGUGAAAAAAAA